Nanorana parkeri is the source of this 1555-nucleotide messenger RNA. RefSeq names its product cytochrome P450 4B1-like. The record is from RefSeq and is a predicted model, not a curated record. Gene Ontology annotation, molecular function: oxidoreductase activity, acting on paired donors, with incorporation or reduction of molecular oxygen; iron ion binding; monooxygenase activity. The coding region runs from base 1 to 1542 and encodes 513 amino acids. The transcript has 12 exons. NCBI's taxonomy places the organism in Eukaryota, Metazoa, Chordata, Amphibia, Anura, Dicroglossidae.
AUGGCCUCCUCUGUUUUUGGACUGCCCUCUGUGGGCUUCUCGGAUAUUUUUCAUUGGGCUGUCUGGCUGUGUGUCCUGUCUUUCCUAUAUAAAGCGUAUUCAUUGCACCUGAGGAGGACGCAGCUGCUGAAAAAUUUCCGUUCUUUUCCAGGUCCUGAGACGCACUGGCUGUACGGCAACACUCACGUGUUCAAACAAGAUGGCACAGAUCUGGAUAUUGUGGCUGGUUACGGGAGAAAAUUUGGAUACGCAUUUCCCAUGUGGCUUGGAAGAUUCAUGGCUUCUCUAUCUAUCUGUCACCCAGACUAUGCAAAGACCAUUAUGUCCAGACAAGAUCCAAAGGAUAACUUUGCCUAUUACUUCAUCACCCCAUGGAUUGGGAAAGGGUUAUUAGUGUUGUCUGGUGCAAAGUGGUUCCAGCACCGCAAGCUGCUGACCCCGGGGUUCCAUUAUGAUGUUCUGAAACCAUAUGUGAGAGUGAUGUCAGACUGCGCUAAUGUGAUGCUGGACAAAUGGGAGAGUCUGGUCUCAGAGAAGAAGUCUUUAGAACUGUUCCAUCAUGUCAGCCUCAUGACGCUGGACAGCAUUAUGAAGUGUGCCUUCAGUUACCAGAGCAACUGCCAGAAUGACAGUGAGAGUGAAUACAUCAAGGCUGUGUAUGAGCUGUCCUAUCUGGUGGAUCGACGAUUCCGCUUCUUCCCCUACCAUAGUGAUCUCAUCUUCAACCUGAGCCCCCAAGGAUUCCGCUUCCGAAGGGCACUAAGAACAGCUCAUGAACACACAGAAAAUGUGAUCGAAAAGCGGAAAGAAUCUCUUAAACAGGACAGCGAGCUGGAGAAGAUCAGCCAGAAGAGACACUUGGACUUUCUUGACAUUCUUCUGUAUGCCAAGGAUGAAAAUGGUAAGGGUCUGUCUGAUGAGGACUUGCGUGCAGAGGUUGACACAUUCAUGUUUGAGGGACACGAUACAACAGCCAGCGGGAUCUCCUGGACAUUAUACUGUAUGGCUUUAUACCCCGAACACCAGGACAAAUGUCGGGAGGAGAUCAGAGAGCUGCUGGGAGGUCGAAAAUUCUUGGAAUGGGAUGAUCUGGGUAAGAUGCCAUACACCACCAUGUGUAUUAAGGAGAGCAUGCGCCUAUAUCCACCAGUGCCAGGAGUGGCCCGUCAACUUGCCUCACCCGUCACCUUCCCUGAUGGCCGGAGCUUGCCUAAAGAUUCCAUGGUUUUUCUGAGCAUAUAUGCCAUAAACAGAUGCCCCAGUGUCUGGGAUGAUCCAGAGGUUUAUGAUCCCUUAAGAUUUUCACCAGAGAAUUCCAAUGGCCGACAUUCAUAUGCCUUUGUUCCUUUCUCAGCUGGAUCAAGAAACUGCAUCGGACAGAACUUUGCUAUGCAUGAGAUAAAAGUCGCCCUCGCAUUGACGUUACAGAGAUUUGAACUGAGCCCGGACCCUGAAAAAGUGCCAAAGAAAGUCCCCCAGCUAGUUCUACGAUCUGUAAAUGGUGUCCACGUAUAUCUGAAGAAAAUACCACAGAAAAACUAAGAAUUUCAUUUGU